CUCGGAAACGGAAAUUAAUAUAGGGAGACGCGGUGACUUCUCAUUGCUUUGCCACUUGUUUUGUUUCAGAACAAGGGAAUUGGCCGGUGUUGAGAGAGAAGUCAUGGAUGAAUUCUCUGAUCCUGAUCUGGCUGUUUUGGGUGAGGAGUCCAAAUCAGAAAAUGGAGAAAAUGCUCCUGUUUACUGCAUCUGUCGCAAGCCUGAUAUCAAUUGUUUCAUGAUAGGCUGUGAUCACUGCAAUGAAUGGUUCCAUGGCCACUGUAUUAACAUUACUGAGAAGAUGGCAAAGGCCAUUCGGGAAUGGUACUGCAUGCAGUGCAGAGAGAGAGAUCCAACACUUGAGAUUCGGUACAGGCAUAAAAAGUCCAAGGAGAAGGACCGUGAGGGUGAGCGGGAAUGUGCCGAGAAGGAUGAGUUACGUGCGAAGGCCCAGGAACUGGCCUUAGAGCAGAGUCGCAGCUCAAAACAGAUCAAGCGUUCGGCACGCAUGUGCGGUGAAUGCGAGGCUUGCCGGCGCACGGAGGAUUGCGGGCAGUGCGAUUUCUGCCGUGAUAUGAAGAAGUUCGGGGGCCCCAACAAGAUCCGUCAGAAGUGCCGUCUGCGGCAAUGCCAGGUCCGGGCUCGGGAGUCCUAUAAAUAUUUUCCAGCUUCGAUGUUACGGGGGCGGGAGGAUGAUCUGCAGCUGCUAAAGGAACAGCUAGAAUCGGCUGCCACACCUGAGCCUCUGUCGGAUGAUGAUCUGCACAUAGAUCCCGAUUUGUAUCAGGAGCUUUGUUCAGGGGCCUUCGAUGAUCAGAACCUGCCAUGGCUCAGCGACACAGAUGAUGCACCCUUCCUUGAUCCCAUGUUGCGGAAACGGGCUGUGAAGGUGAAGCAUGUCAAGCGCAGGGAGAAGAAAUCUGAGAAAAAGAAGGAAGAGAAAUACAAGCGGCACAAGCAGAAGCAAAAGCACCGUGACAGAUCCAAGCAUGCUGAACGGGUGGAUGCCAAAGACCCUUCCUCACUGCACCAGUGCCUUGGCCCUGGUUGCAUCCAGGCUGCUCGGCUUAACUCAAAGUACUGCUCCGAUGAAUGUGGAAUGAAGCUGGCGGCAAACCGUAUCUAUGAGAUCCUCCCUCAGCGCAUCCAGCAGUGGCAACAAAGCCCAUGUGUGGCAGAAGAGCAUGGCAAGAAGCUGCUGGAACGAAUACGGCGGGAGCAGCAGCAGGCCCGGCUCAAACUACAGGAAAUGGAGCGCAAAUUCCAUGAGUUGGAAGCUAUCAUUGUCCGGGCCAAGCAGCAAGCCAUCAAGGAAGAUGAAGAGACCAGUGAAGGAGACAGUGAUGACACGGAUUUGCAGAUAUUCUGCGUUUCCUGCGGUCAUCCCAUCAAUCCCAAGGUUGCUCUGCGUCACAUGGAGCGGUGCUAUGCCAAGAUCACAGUUUCCAUGGUUCUGGUAUGCAGCUACUACCAAGUCCUCUGGAAAAGAGCAGCAACUUCAGGAGUGACUCCAGAAUCCUGCCUUUGUUGUGCAGACCAGAGAGGAAGUAGGCUAUAAAGUCAAGGGGCAAUGCACCCUGGGAUUGAAUUUCAGGUGCCGUGGCUGAUGGGAUGCUGCCACUUGUGGGAGGACUGAGCAGGGAGGAUGGAAGCCAUGACAGAGAAUCUGCUUGAUCAUCUGUCAAGUAGAUCAUGGUGAAGAAGACCACAACCCAUGAUAAACGUGCAGGGUUGCUUAUGUUUUGUGAACCUAGCCAACAAAAUUCUUGAGUUGUUAAAAGAAGGUUAGAUACUCCUUUUCUUCUAAACAUGCCUGAGGUAUCUAGCAGGCUGCUGUUUAUCAUAAGAAGCCAAGGCCAAUAUCCAGUGCUGCCCUUGCACUAUAGGAAUGAAUGCUAAUGCAAGAGUUUGAGAGGGUCAUGGAAGAAACUAGCUCAGACUGCUGCUUCUGGGAAGGAUUUGUCCUGUUCUAGAAGCACCAGUUUCUUUCUCUUGUGUCAGUGGUGGUUCUGGCUAGUGAGCUUCGAUCAAUGCCAUCAAAGGGCCAGUGCUGGAUUCUUUGUUCAUCUAUUUCAGUAUUAGUUUGGCAUUUUAAAUGCAUCCCAGAAAUGUGAUGCGGGUUUGCUGGUAUGCUCAUGUAUGGCCUGAUCCUGCAUAUGCUUUGAACUCCAGUAGAUGUACAUAGGUUACAGUCUGUGUUCCUAAUGGACGGAUACCCUUCCUCAACCAGGUGCUCUCCAGAUACUGUGGCUAGCAAUUGCUUUCAGCCCCAGCCAGCUUCUCUGCUGGUCAGGGAUGAUGAUUGUUGUAGUCCAACAAACCUGGAUGGCUUUAGGUUGGAGACGGUUGGUCCAAGAUAGCCUUCCUCCAGCCUUCCACCAUCUGGGACUACAACUGCCACCAAUCAACAGGCUGGAGAAGGUUGAUCAAGGAUGUGAGAGGGUGGUGGCACCAAUUUCAUGACUCUUUGUUAAAACUAGUUGAGCUGGUGCCAGGAGGGAGGGGGAUAUUGUUUCUUCACCUUACAGGGUGUGGCAAUGCUUUUGUUCUGCUGAACGGUCAUGAUGGUUGUUUCCUUUUCUCUCUCCCU
Messenger RNA from Varanus komodoensis (Komodo dragon), 2569 nucleotides. RefSeq names its product CXXC finger protein 1 (gene CXXC1). Gene Ontology annotation, molecular function: DNA binding; zinc ion binding. The transcript is spliced from 12 exons. Lineage: Eukaryota; Metazoa; Chordata; Lepidosauria; Squamata; Varanidae. Gene Ontology annotation, cellular component: Set1C/COMPASS complex. The record is from RefSeq and is a predicted model, not a curated record. The coding region runs from base 104 to 1537 and encodes 477 amino acids. Gene Ontology annotation, biological process: positive regulation of DNA-templated transcription.